CCCAUGUCCGAGCUCUACUGAAGAACAGAGGAAAGGCGUGAGGGUGGCAGAGGGAGGGGCUAUCAAAAGGAAGAAUUAAAGAUAAACUCGGGUGGAUUUAAGAAUGUUAUCGGUAUAGGUAGGAUAUCGGCUAUGUUGUUUUGCUCAUGUGACGUCUGGUGGGAGGCAGUGAGGUAAACGUCCGGGAUACAUAUACACACACAAACACACGGGCUGAACGGGAUGCCCGCGUGACUGCAGGGAGGAAAGAGGCGGCGGAGGAGGAGGAGUAGGAGGGGGGCCUAGGAGCGUGUAAACCACCGAAAAACCCCCGAGGUGGAGUUGUCAAAGAUCGAAACCUGCGAGGAAGGAUUCAUUUUAGUCCAUCUGCUGUUAUGGUGCAGUUUGAAAAUCGACUGAAGAUAUUUAAUUCCCGUUCACGUCGAGGUAAAUAGUCGCGAACGAACCGCUGUGAUCUUGGAGCUCUGGUCCAUCUUUUCCUUGACAGGAUGAGGAUCUAACAUAAGGUGGCGAGAAGGGAGCGCACAUGUUCGGAUUGUGCUCCUCCUGGGUGAACACGGACUGACUGGCUCAUGUCAUCACUGCUGGGGCUGAGUCAACGACAGACCAGCUGCUUUCUUUGAGAUGUUUAAGAAUUUGCGGCCUGCUCAGGUCUCCGGUUACCGCAAUGCCAGUGGUUAGAGGAGAGAGAGGUGGCAGGCAGAAGAUGGAGAGGAGGGAGCAUGAAAAAGCAAAUGAGUAUAACAAUAAUGUGAAGAUUGCAUCCAACUACCCCAUUUGUGUUGUGUGAUAAUCAGAGAAUGACUGAGCAGGAGAGUGGUACAGACCAUACUAUAGGCUAUAGUGGCCUGUGAACUGCAUGGGGUGAAAGAGACACUGCACUGGUUCUUAGUAUCUUGGCUGAAAGCUCAAAUGAGGCAAGUACGCAGGCUACCAGUGUUUAGAAAUUGCUUUCUGUUCACUUUCUGCUGUCAAAGUUCUUGGUCUCACUGAUCAGAUUACAGUGUGCACCAUGGAGCAUUGCGGAGCACCUAUGUCACCUGCCAUUGGAGAGCUUGGUACAUAAUAGUGACAGAGUGCCAGCAUUUAUGACUCUUUCUCUUAUGCUCUCCUGUGCUUCUACCCAUAUACCUGAGCUUUGCUUUGUGAAGCCAGAGUGAAAUCUUUCCCAGCCGCCUCGACACACAGACAAGCCCAACAUGCCUUCACCAUCAGACUCUAGCAGCGUGGCUUCAGCCUCAGGGUCUCGAGGCUGGUCGGACAGCCGCAGGGGGAUGUCGGGCCGUGCACCUGGUGGUGCACGCCUGCUCCUGUAUCUGGGGCUAUGCCACCUGGGCCUGGGGGCAAUGGUUCUGGCCUUCUCUUUCACCAGCAUGGCCUUCACCUCCUCAGCCCGCGUGAGGCAGUCCUGCCCAUUUUGGGCUGGCUUCUUUGUGGUGGCAUCAGGAAUAGUUGGAAUAAUCUCAUGGAGGAGACCUCUGACAUUGGUGGUGUCACUGUUCAUGCUGCUGUCUGCAGUCUGUGUGAUCCUCAGCCUGGCCGGCUCAAUGCUCUCCUGUCAGAAUGCACAGAUGGUCAAGUCCAUGCUCACCUGCCAGGUGGACAAUGGCCUGUGUGUAUGCUGCACGCCCACUCAGUCCUGCUCCAUCACAGAGGAGGAGACCCUGGUCCUCUACCUGAACGCUGACUGUCACUCACUCAGGCACCAGCUGACGGACCUUUUGUUCAGUGCUUGUGGUCUCAGCAUUCUCUCCACCAUCAUCUGUACUCUGUCCACUGUGACCUGCAGUAUCCACAUAUUCUCCCUGGACCUUGUGCACCUGCUGGCCCCACACCGUUCUCGUUCAGUUAACCCCGAAUGCACCACUCCUCAGGAUGCCUUCCUAACCAACAUCAUGGACUUUGAGGAGUUUGUCCCACCCAUCCCUCCACCCCCUUACUAUCCUCCUGAGUACACCUGCAGCUCUGAGACAGAUGCUCAGAGCAUCACCUAUAAUGGCUCAAUGGAGAGCCCCGUUCCCCUGUAUCCCACUGACUGCCCCCCUCCUUAUGAAGCUGUGAUGGGACAGAGAGCUGCCAGCCAGGCAACAAUGUUCGACCCGCAUGGCACUGAGCUGUCUGGAGAGAGAGGAACUUCUACUGGCUUCAGUGGAGAAGUGUCUAUGGACAGUGGAUCUCUGUUGAUGUCAGAGAUUGUGGACAUCCCUGAUGAUUCUUCCCCAUCAGAGGACUCAUGUCUGCUGGAGGUUGGGCUAAGGAACCAGGGGGAGAGGGACAACAGGAACACUGGUGAAAGGGGAGAUGGGGGUGAUGGAGGGGAACACAUCAGCUACUAUGGUCCUCGGUCUCAGACACCAGAGAGUCCUCUGGCAGGAGGACCAAGAGCCAGGCGCUUCCUCAGAGGAGAGAGGUCCAACUCCUGCUCUUCACCCAGCACAGCCACCACAACAUACAGGUCCCCAGUACUACGUCGCCAGGCCAUGUUAGCUAGUAGUAGUUGUUCCCAGCUGGAAGCAAUUGUGGCCUCCAACUCUCAACAACGAUCUUCAAUCCCCGAGAUUCGAGUUCGCCCCUCCACUCCCUCAGCUGUUCCUCCCACUUCAUUCUCCUCAGCUGCUCGUGAUCAAGGAGGUGGUCAAGGUAAUGGGCUGCCCCUCCCACAACAGCCACUGAGCCUCUGUCGAAGGGGAGGGAUGAGUGAGAAAAAUGGAGAAAGCGUAAGAAGGGACAGUGAGGGGUUCUUACGUCUUGUGAGGUCACACAGUGAGCCAGGCAUUGGCUCCUCCACUGAUACAGUUGACUUUGGCUCUAGAAGCAGUAAGGCAUCUACAGACACAGGUCCAUCCUCUGAGGCAUGUUUGUUGCCUCGGACCUCUUCGCCUCCUGCUGCAGCUUUGCCCAGGAAAUGCAGCAUGAAAUCAGUAGCCACAGGGGUGCAGGUGCCCCCUAAACCCCCACCCACCUCACCACUGCGUAUACCUAAAGACUGCCACCGUUCCCUCGGAGACCUUAAGGUGACUCGAGUUCUGGUGGCUCGUUUCCUGCAGCGCUCCAAACGCAACUUGGCUCCCUCCUCAGAGCAUCCUGGGAGCAUGGGACAGGGGCCUAAGAGACGUAGUGGAGCUGAUGGUGCUGCCACAAACCACCUACCCAUGGAGCAAGUGUUGCGGACCGCUUGGGGCACCAGCCGAGGGCACCCCAAUCAUCACUCUCGUCCUCAUCAUCGUGGACACCACCAUUCUCAUAGUGACAGUCGACACAACCGGCACUACAGUGAGCGGGCACCAGAGGGGAUCCACCUGCGCAGCUGUGGAGAUUUAAGCUCCUCGUCCUCAGCUUCACUACGUCGAUUAAUGACGCCUCAUCCGCCGCAUGGAUCUGCGGGAGCUCUCUACUCAGAGUCUGUGCUGUAAAGAGAAAAGGAGGGUGAAGAAAGGAUUGGGGAGGAAAACAGGAGGCAUACAAUUUAGUAAGGUGGUAAGGGGCAAAAAGCAUGCUGAUGAAACAGAGUAGUAUUGAAAUUUUCAAAGUUUUCCCUCCUUUUUCUCUUUGUCACCUCUGUUUCCUAAAGCCAACAGUGCACAUGGCCUUAUUCAGUGGUGCUCUUUAUCACUCUUAUCUUCAUCCCAGAGCUCACACUUAUUUCACUGUUCAAAAUCAGUGAAACUGUUUCCUGAUUCUUUCUGGCCAGUGUGGUAUUUCCACCAACAGAACAAGUCCAACAUUGGCUGAGACCAUCCUACUAGAACCAUCUUUUCUGCUGUAUUCUCCUCUUCUUCCCACUCAGUACUCCUCUGGAAACAUCUUCUCAGCAACUCUGGAGACAGAACUCCACUAUCCAUACUACAGCAACCACUUAAUCACAUGUACAUUCAACCUAUUACAUAAAUAUGGGUUGCAACAUGCUUGGGGGCUCAUUUUGUACAUUUUGCUAUUUACCCACGGGAUCGCUCAGGUGAUGUGAUCAUGGAAGCCCUUAUUUUGUCUUCCACUUCCAAAAAAAUGCAUCUCAAUUAGGGUUGCAGCGGUACAGCAGUUUUAUGAUAUACUAUGGUAUGAAAAUUGAUGUUUAUCCUACCAUGCAUAAUUGAGGGUACAGGCAGGAUCAGUCUGGUUGCGCUGUUGUGCACCUACAAUUAACUUAACAAGUAUUUUGAUAAUCGUUUAUAACAUUGUGAAGGCACAUCUCACAAGUUGAUUAAUGGAGAAAAACUCAGCAGUUUAAUCCCUAAUGAAAAUAAUCAAUAGUUGCACUUGGAUACAAAGUAGUGCAGAAGAGCUGCACCUCAACCAACUACAACAUUAAAGCCCACUUUAACAUCAAUGUAUGAGUGAUAUGCUAUUAAUUUAAUGAUAUAAUAUAUAACAGUAUAUGAUAUAUAGUAAAGCAUUUUUCUACAAUGAGUGGCCUACUUAUACUUUUAAUACCUUAAGUACAUUUUCAUGAUACGUUAACUUAACAUUUUCAGUGCUGGACUUUUUCUUGUUACAGAGUAGGGUACUUUUACAGUGUGAUAUUAAUAUUUUUACUUAAGUAAAGGCAGUUCAUACUUCCUCUACUACUGGUGCUAAGAUGCAAAUUAACAUGCUUUAGUUGCAUGCUUUUUUAAAAAUCAUGUUUAUAAUUAUGUUUAUCUGUAGGGUCAAUCUAGAGCUACAGUGCAGCUCAAUCAACUCUCACAGUCACUUGCAAUUAAAAAACAUCCUUUUGUUUUCAUUCUUUUGAGGGUCAUUGUAGCUGAUAAUAAUAAUAAUCAUAAUAAUUGUUUAAUACCAUAUACUGUAAUAGCAAGAAAAUCUCAUACCGCUGCAACCCUAAUCUCAAUAAGCAUAGUUAGUUGAGUAUGAAGUUGCACAUUAGGAAAAAUGCUCUCACAUGGAAAACCCUUUAGUGGGUUCCUAAUUUUGACUUUUUCUUUUUGCAAUUCACAUUCCUAGUGUUUCCACAUUUUGCCACCUACACAUUGCCCUUCAAAGAAUGGUAGCCAGCGUUUCUAACACUGCACGCCACAGUCACCUGCUCAGCCUUCGAAAUGCAUUCUCUGUGGGUGGUCCCUGGACACGGUGGUUUGAUUUGCAUAUGUGCAUGUUUUGCUGCAGCUUCCCAAAUACAGCAGGAACCUUGUGCAUUAGAUCCUGACUGCCUGUGUAACUACGUAACAUGUCCUCAGAAUGUUUUUAUCUGCAUGUUUUAACAAUGCUUAUUACUUUAUUUCCUCUUGCACCCAAGACAUGAAAGUAGUCAUUUGAAAUGUGUUGACAGCUGAAGGAAAAGGUUGGAGGCAAAGAUGUGCAGAGUUCCCAGAGUUUACUGCCAGAUGGCUCCAAACAUGCCUCUGCAUCCUAACUUGAUUUUGAGUCCAUAUCAUAGAUAUGCACAGGCAUAUCUAUGAUAUAGACUAAAGCAGCCUGAUACAGAGGUGUAAAAUGCACUGUGACUCUGAUGACAUAAGAGUCUCUUGCAUUAAAUGUGCAGAUAUAUUUAUUAUAUUUGUUACAAGGUCAGGCUUCAUACUUUGAGUUGGCACGGUUCCCUGUGGACUUGGAAAGGGUUGUGGGGGCAGCUGUGGCUCAGGAGGUAGAACGGGUCAUUUCCUAACUGGCGGAUUAGCGGUUUGAUUCCUGG
This is a messenger RNA of Monopterus albus (swamp eel), 5626 nucleotides long. RefSeq names its product family with sequence similarity 189 member B (gene entrep3). The transcript has 14 exons. Gene Ontology annotation, cellular component: membrane. The record is from RefSeq and is a predicted model, not a curated record. Lineage: Eukaryota; Metazoa; Chordata; Actinopteri; Synbranchiformes; Synbranchidae. The coding region runs from base 1200 to 3413 and encodes 737 amino acids.